UUGAGAUCUCUAAGUGGGCUCAAAUUUGUCCCCAAAAAACAAAGUGGGCUCAAUUUUAGCAUAUCAUGAAACCUUUUGGAUAAUGAAGGCCAUAUCUCAGUCCAAAGGUUCCAUCUUGCCGGUGAUCAGUGGAGCUCCAGAGAGCCAUAAACGCACAGCAAGGUUGUGUGCCCUGCAAAUCCGUAAUACUCACAUGGAAGAGCAAUCCCAUGAACAAGCCUCGAUAGAGACAUCACCUUCUUCUUCUUCACUAGACCAUAAAACUUGGAUAGAGACCCAGGAUUUUCUGAAGAAAAAGUUGAUUGCAGAAGAUGAUUUCACAUGGAGAUUAGCUGUUACAGGAAGGUCAAUGGAGAAAGAGGAGGAGGUGUUGAAGUAUGUGGGUGGAGUUGAUAUAAGCUAUUCAAAGGAAGACCCAUCAAUGGCAUGUGGGAUUCUUGUAGUUUUGGACCUCCAAACUCUCCAAGUUGUCUAUGAAGACUUCUCUAUUGUCACCCUCCAUGUCCCUUAUCUUCCUGGCUUCCUUGCUUUCAGAGAGGCCCCAGUGCUUCUUGAGCUUUUGGAGAACAUGAAAGCCAAUGCUAAUCCUUUAUAUCCUCAGCUGCUAAUGGUAGAUGGAAAUGGAAUACUUCAUCCUCGAGGUUUUGGCUUGGCUUGUCACCUUGGCAUUCUGGCAAAUCUACCUACUGUUGGGAUUGGAAAAAAUCUUCACCAUGUGGAUGGCGUAACACUAUCUGGUGUGAUGCAACUUCUUAAAGCCAAGGAAGACUACGCUCAAGAUUUUGUUACUUUGAAAGGAUGCUCUGGGCGUAUAUGGGGAGUGGCAGUGAGAUCUACUGGUGGCUCAUUGAAGCCUAUAUUUAUUUCAGUUGGUCACCGUAUAGCACUUGAUACUGCCAUCAGGAUUGUAAAAAUGACUUGCAAAUUUCGUGUCCCGGAGCCUAUUCGGCAGGCUGACAUAAGAUCCAGAGACUAUGUUCGGAAGCAUCAAAUGAGAAUGUCCAAAUGAUUCAAUUUCAAGAAUCUGUUGUUAGUUAACAAGGCAAAAUUUGUGAGAUUUCAGGGCCUGCAGUAUUUUUGCCACACCAAUAUAUAGAGUGUUAGAAUGCGCAUUGGGUCCCAUUUUAAUGCUUCUCCUCGGCACCCAAAAACUCAAGGCCGGCCCUGAUUACACCACCAGGCUUUUCAAGAGACCCGGGUCUGCCAUCCACUUUCGAAGAAAAUGUUCAGAUCACGAUCCGUAACUUCAGUCUCCAGCUGAUGGCUCUUUAUUCUUACUAACAAAGGUUUGGGACUUAAAGCCACUCUCCAGUUGAAUAUCUAUCUGAUGGGCUACCGUGGUACACCAUACAUGCAUAGGAAGUGUUUCCACGAGCAUCCAAAUUCCACAUGAAUCCAAAUGGAGGGUGACAUUAUGGAGGUCCAUGUGAAAUCCUCGUCAACAAAUUAUCUAAACUCGAUUUGAAUGGUGUUGGCAGUUUACCAGAUGGUGUAAUUUGUUUCUUUUGUUUGGGGUUUUAUGAAUUAUUCACCAAUGAGACGAGGCUAGUUUCAUCAAUUUAUAGGUAGAUUUUUUACUUGCGCCUUUUUUUUAUUCUUGUUUGUUGGCUUCAGUGAUUACGCCACAAUUUUUUUGUAUAUAUAUGAAAUAGAAACUUCAUCAGGUAAACUGUUCUAAAACCUAAUGAGAAAUGUGAGCUUGUCAGCAAUUAUUGAUA
Prunus dulcis (almond) is the source of this 1718-nucleotide messenger RNA. Its product is annotated as endonuclease V. Bases 83 to 1009 code for a protein of 308 amino acids. Gene Ontology annotation, biological process: DNA repair. The record is from RefSeq and is a predicted model, not a curated record. Gene Ontology annotation, cellular component: nucleolus; cytoplasm. Gene Ontology annotation, molecular function: single-stranded RNA binding; RNA endonuclease activity producing 5'-phosphomonoesters, hydrolytic mechanism. Lineage: Eukaryota; Viridiplantae; Streptophyta; Magnoliopsida; Rosales; Rosaceae. The transcript is spliced from 9 exons.